AUGCAAGACCAGCUUUCUCGACUCACAGGAGCACUCGAUAAUAGGCAGAAUUCAGUGGACCGGGUGGAUCGAAUAGGUGACAAACAGUCGUCUAUGUUGACACCUCCAAGCACAGGCCAUGUAGUGUCCGAUGCCGACGGUCAAAUUCACCGCUAUCAUGGGCCGUGGACGCUACUUGCACAAUGUCGUCAACUUGAGAGUGAUCUGGCUAGCUGGCCUAAAGCUGAUCAUGCUGCUGAGGUGACCUCACUUGUAACCAGCAUGGUACAAGAAACAAUGAGGGUUCCCAGUUCAUCGUUGAACUCCUUUCACGAAAUACCUGGAAUGGGUAUGUGUCUACCACCACGGCAACUCCUGUCUGUCAUGGUAGAGUGCUUCUUAAAGAAUGCGGACUACGCCACAUCAAUAUUUGAUCAUCAGUCACUGUACUGUGCAAUCGAUCGCGUAUAUCGAGAUCCAUCAAACCCAGAAGAGAAGCCUUGGGUACUCUGUUUCAAUCUCAUCAUCCUACUUACUCUAGGGGCUGAACAUUCAUUGCAAAGCGAGGAUCCUUUUGUAAGACCGAUGCUUCAAGCAGUUCAAACAGCUGCGGGGAAUUCACGAUUACUUAUGGAACCUCGUCUUGUCAGUGUCCAGGCACUUGCAUUAUUCAGCCUUUUCAUGCAGCAAUGCUACCCCGAUAACGAGCCCCUCGGUGACGGCAUCUUUGCUCAGGCAUGUGUCUUAGCCCGCCAGAUGGGCCUCCCGCAGCCUCACGGUUAUGCAGCCACCCCCUCCACCCUAACAGCCGCCGAGGUAGACGAACGGCAUCGAGUUUACCAAUCCCUAUACAUCCGUAAUAGAUACGCCACUACUACUUCGGGCGCUCUAAUGUGGUUACCCAAUAGUAUCAUGUGCACUGGAACUGCUUCGGCUGUUGGCGCACAUUGGGAGCUCGCAAAGUUGCAAGACGAGAUCCAUCGAGUACUAGGAUCCUGCAGCAUUGGGUCCUCAGAUCGUCGCAUCAAGGUGGCCCAGCUUCGAGAGAAGCUGAGGGUAUGGCAGGAAGAAUGCCUUGAUCCAGACCCUCAAACCAUGAGCAUGGAUCGUGUCAUACUCUGCCUACUGUUUCUUGGAACCCGCAUAUAUAUUAGCAUGGAUAAUAAGGAAACAGACACUGAGAGCUUCUUGGAUGAUUGCCGUCUUAGUUGUCUGUUGCUUAUUGUCUCUUGUACAAAACAUUUACGCCCCGAUUUUUCAAACCAGUUUCAUCACCUCCUCCACAGACUGAAUCCCUCAAGGCGGAAAUCAGACGGCUCGUUACACUCAUCUCCUUCGUCCACCCCUUCAUCAUCAUCGACAUCCUCACCUCUACCGAGUCCUGCUAGUGAGAUGCCACCACCAUUAGACAUGGUUACAAGACCCUCCACUGGUACCUCAACACCUUUAUUUACCGCAUUACUUCCACUUCCUCGCCUUGCCAACGCGUUCCCUAUCACCGCCAUAUUCAUUCUCGCCCGUCAUAUUGUUGGUAUCUCCGCCGAAGGCAACACCAUAAAUACGCACAGAACAGAAAUGGAUAUCGAAUCCGACGCUCUUCUCCUCGAAUCUUUACUAUUUUGCUUUCAAAAUAAUCCGCCUUUUCUCGGUGGCAAGGAUCAAACCCCUCAUUGCAGUUACAAACUCGGGCAAGUCCUCGAUCAUCUGGUCAGAAUUAUUCACACCAUCACAUCCGACCGGACCUCCUCACAAACUCAUACCUCUGGACUACCACUGGGAACCGAGCACGCCGAAGUGGGCGACUAUAUGUCACGAAUAUUUAUGACAUCAAAAGGGUCCCCCGAAGCCUCCGAUCUAGCCGGGCUUUGGUACCCGAGAGAUGUGACAGGAGAAACCUCGAUGGAUCUCUCCAUCCCGGACUUCCAGCCCGUUUGGCCAACUCCACAGGAUUCACUAAGUUCAUCAACGAAUCCUCUCGGUACAGCGGAAGGCUCGAUCUACACGCCUGCUAUGCAUCCCACGCCCAUAAUCCCCAAUACCCCGCUGGACCUUUCGGAAUUAUUUGGUUUUACCAAUUCCGAUGCUUCAGAAGUGUGGAAUCUAGGGACUGAAACUACAGAUUUGUUAGAAAAUAGUAGACCUUCUUUGAAACGACAGCGCACUCGUUUUGAGAGUCAGUGA
Messenger RNA from Penicillium malachiteum, 2160 nucleotides. Its product is annotated as fungal specific transcription factor domain-containing protein. The transcript has 2 exons. Lineage: Eukaryota; Fungi; Ascomycota; Eurotiomycetes; Eurotiales; Aspergillaceae. The record is from RefSeq and is a predicted model, not a curated record. Bases 1 to 2160 code for a protein of 719 amino acids.